AUGGCUUCCACGACAAUGCGGUUGCAUCCAAAUUCCACCGCCGUAACCGAAUCCGUUCCUCGCCGGAGCUCCAUUUCCGGAUUCAUCGGUUACAGAUCCUCGUCGUUGUUCAUCCGAACAAGCCUCGUCAAGUAUCGUUCUCUUGAGCAUAAUCUGAAUCUUAGGAGAAGAAGAAGCGUUUUCUCUGUGAAGUGUGUGUCUGGUAAUGAAGCUAAGCAGAAAGUCAAGGAUCAGGAAGUUCAACGAGAAGCUACAACCUCUCAGAGCGCAUUUGCACCAGAUACUACCUCCAUUGUGUCAAGUAUUAAGUAUCAUGCAGAGUUCACACCACUGUUUUCUCCGGAGAAAUUCGAGCUUCCACAAGCUUUCAUUGCAACUGCUCAGAGUGUUCGUGAUGCUCUCAUAAUAAAUUGGAAUGCUACUUAUGAUUACUAUGAGAAGCUGAAUGUUAAGCAGGCAUAUUACCUUUCAAUGGAAUUUUUACAGGGUAGAGCAUUAUUGAAUGCAAUUGGCAAUUUAGAGCUAACUGGUCCCUAUGCAGAGGCUUUGAGCCAGCUUAGUUAUAAAUUAGAAGAUGUGGCACACCAGGAGCCGGAUGCUGCACUCGGAAAUGGGGGUCUUGGACGCCUUGCUUCAUGUUUCUUGGACUCGUUGGCAACCUUGAAUUAUCCAGCAUGGGGUUAUGGACUGAGAUACAAGUAUGGCUUAUUCAAACAACGAAUCACCAAAGAUGGGCAAGAGGAAGUUGCUGAAGAUUGGCUUGAGAUGGGCAAUCCUUGGGAGAUCAUUAGAAAUGAUAUCUCAUACCCUGUAAAGUUCUAUGGCAAAGUUGUUUCAGGUUCAGAUGGUAAAAAACAUUGGGUUGGAGGAGAAGAUAUCAAAGCUGUUGCACACGAUGUCCCCAUACCUGGAUAUAAGACCAGAAGCACAAUUAACCUGAGACUUUGGUCUACAAAAGCUGCAUCCGAAGAAUUUGAUUUAAAUGCUUUUAAUUCUGGAAGGCACACUGAAGCAUCUGAGGCUCUAGCAAAUGCUGAAAAGAUUUGCUAUAUACUCUACCCUGGGGAUGAAUCUAUAGAGGGAAAAACCCUUCGCCUCAAGCAACAAUAUACUUUAUGUUCUGCUUCUCUUCAAGAUAUCAUUGCUCGUUUUGAGAGAAGAUCAGGGACAAGUGUGAAUUGGGAAAAAUUUCCUGAAAAGGUUGCAGUGCAGAUGAAUGAUACUCACCCAACUUUGUGCAUCCCAGAGCUGAUGAGAAUCCUGAUAGAUAUAAAGGGUUUAAGUUGGAAGGAUGCUUGGAAUAUCACCCAACGGACUGUAGCGUACACAAACCAUACUGUUCUUCCGGAGGCAUUAGAGAAAUGGAGCAUGGACCUCAUGGAGAAACUGCUUCCACGCCAUGUCGAGAUUAUAGAGAUGAUUGAUGAGGAGCUGAUUCGGACCAUAAUCGCAGAAUAUGGCACAGCAGAUUCCGACUUACUUGAUAAGAAAUUGAAGGAAAUGAGAAUACUAGAAAAUGUUGAAUUGCCUGCAGAAUUUGCUGAUAUACUAGUUAAAACCAAGGAGGCCACUGAUAUUUCUAGUGAGGAAGUGCAAAUUUCUAAAGAAGAAGGAGGAGAAGAAGAAGAAAAAGAAGGAGGAGGAAAAGAAGAAGACAGUAAUGAAGAUGAAGCGGAAAAAGCAAUUGCUGAAAAGGAUGGGACGGAUAAAAGCUCCAUUGAGGAUAAGAAAAAGGAGUUGCCUGAGCCAGUACCAGUACCGCCAAAAUUGGUUCGUAUGGCCAAUCUUUGUGUUGUGGGUGGUCAUGCAGUGAAUGGGGUUGCAGAGAUACAUAGUGAAAUUGUCAAGGAUGAUGUGUUCAAUGCAUUUUAUAAGUUGUGGCCCGAGAAAUUCCAAAACAAAACAAAUGGUGUGACGCCGAGGAGAUGGAUUAGGUUCUGCAAUCCAGAUUUGAGUAAAAUAAUAACUCAGUGGAUAGGCACAGAAGAUUGGGUCCUAAAUACUGAGAAACUGGCUGAACUGCGGAAGUUUGCAGAUAAUGAGGAUCUGCAAACACAAUGGAGGGAAGCAAAAAGGAAUAAUAAGGUGAAAGUUGCAGCAUUCCUCAAAGAAAGAACAGGAUAUUCUGUCAGUCCUGAUUCAAUGUUUGACAUCCAGGUGAAGAGAAUCCAUGAAUAUAAACGACAAUUAUUAAAUAUAUUUGGAAUUGUUUAUCGCUACAAGAAGAUGAAAGAGAUGAGUGCUGCUGAAAGAAAAAAAAAAUUUGUUCCAAGAGUUUGUAUAUUUGGGGGAAAAGCAUUUGCUACUUAUGUGCAAGCCAAAAGAAUUGUGAAAUUUAUUACAGAUGUUGGGGCUACUGUAAAUCAUGAUCCUGAAAUAGGAGAUCUUCUUAAGGUUAUUUUUGUCCCUGACUACAAUGUUAGUGUUGCGGAGAUGCUAAUUCCAGCCAGUGAAUUGUCACAACAUAUCAGUACUGCUGGAAUGGAGGCAAGUGGAACUAGCAACAUGAAAUUUGCAAUGAAUGGAUGCUUACAGAUUGGAACUUUGGAUGGGGCCAAUGUUGAAAUAAGGGAAGAAGUUGGUGCAGACAACUUCUUCCUCUUUGGUGCUAAGGCUCAUGAAAUUGUUGGGCUCAGGAAAGAAAGAGCAGAGGGAAAGUUUGUCCCUGAUCCACGAUUCGAAGAAGUUAAAAAAUUUGUCAGAAGUGGGGUUUUUGGGUCUUACAACUAUGAUGAACUGAUUGGAUCCUUAGAAGGAAAUGAAGGUUUUGGUCGAGCAGAUUAUUUUCUUGUGGCCAAGGACUUCCCUAGCUACUUAGAAUGCCAGGAGGAGGUUGACAAAGCUUAUCGCGACCAAAAAAAAUGGACAAGAAUGUCAAUAUUGAACACAGCAGGCUCAUCCAAGUUCAGCAGUGACCGUACCAUUCAUGAAUAUGCACGAGAAAUAUGGAACAUUGAGCCAGUCAAAUUGGAGUAG
This is a messenger RNA of Lathyrus sativus (Indian pea), 2976 nucleotides long. Lineage: Eukaryota; Viridiplantae; Streptophyta; Magnoliopsida; Fabales; Fabaceae. The record is from the annotation of a GenBank genome assembly.